Messenger RNA from Symbiodinium pilosum, 1083 nucleotides. The record is from the annotation of a GenBank genome assembly. Lineage: Eukaryota; Dinophyceae; Suessiales; Symbiodiniaceae.
AUGGCGCUCGCCGACGAUCCAUGGCUCAAGGUCUUCGCGUUCCCCGACUUCGCGCACAUGAUGGACAUGUCUUACCCAGAGCGGGUGCGACAUUCUUGUUGUGCCUUGCAAGACGUAGCUUUCAAACUGGAGGCUCCUGCAUGGGCCAGCCGCGUGAACACGGCAUGCUUCGCAGCGUCAUUGAACUUUGAGGACAUAUGUGCCCUAGCAGAUCAGCCUAUGGAUGCCUCCUGUACAGCGGGAUCGACCCAGUCAGUUUCGGAGGAGGCAGCCCUCAUUUGCCUGGCGGGAGCCCUCGACUUCGGCUCGGGCUGGCGUGAGGAACUCCACCUUCAUCAUGGCUUGGGCCCCUGGCAGACAGUGCGGGCUGGGAUGGACAACAUCAUUGCGGCGUGCCCAGACAUGAGGGCGGAUUGGCUCUACAGCUUGCGCAUGGUAGAUGUUGCCAAGUACUUCGGCCUUCAGAGCGAGGCCUUGCAUGAGUUUGUGCAGAAGCUACAUGUUGUCCUCCGAGAGUUGGGCGAGACCUUGCUGGAAAAAGGUUAUCCGAACCUCCAGGAAUUCGUCAUGUUCUCUGUGGAUGCCUUCUACCAAGAUGAAACCGCAGCUGCUAAACUGGUCCAGGUGCUGGCAGAGACCUUCCCGAAUGCCUUUCAGGACUUUGACCAGUUCAGUGGCCUGCCGAUUUACUUCUACAAAAAAGCGCAGAGUGUGGUGAACGAAUUGUACGAACGUUUUCAUCUUCGGGAUGAUCGCUUUGACUUCGCCGACGUCAGACUGAUGACGGCCAACGUGGACCCGUUGGUGAUCAGCGUCCUACGUAGGGAGCACGUGGUGAAAACCACCCUCGAGCUUGCUACAAAGCUGGACAUGCACGCUCCCCUUCCCAGUGGAGGGAGGGCAGAGGUUGCUUUGCGUGCUGCAGCUACUGCUGCUUUGGAAGACAUUGCUUCGAUCGGAAAGCUGAAGGGGUACGAUGUUUCACCAUUGACUCUCGGAAAUUAUCUUUGGGCUUGCUUGGGACACAUUGACAAGCCGCUUUGUUUCGCGCGCCAUAUCACGAAAGACACCACAUAUUAUUGA